AUUUGUUUGUAUUUUUCUGUUGGAAUUAGUACGCCUUCGCUAACGCUUACAAUCAUGACGCGCGUGCGACGUUUACGAAUUAUCACUAGAGACGCACGUGCGCAAAGAUCACAACAGUCAGUGAACGGGAAAUAAUUUAUUGGAUCAAGUAAAUAAAAGUGAGCCGAGAUAAACAAGUACAUAAUCAGGGCACCCUUUGAUCGUGCACCUUAGAAGUGAAGUCCAAAGGAACAGCAACAGUGUAUAUAAAUAGGAACAGUAAGGUGCAGACUGCACUGCAAGGGGACCAAGGAAGACUGAAGUCAAGUGGGGUUUGAAUGCAAAUGCAAGAGCAAAGCUGAAGCAUUUAAUCCUAUUUCGCUAAAGCAAAGGAUAAGGUAGUUCAACAGCAUCACCAGGCACCAUGGGUAAGACGGUGAAGCAACGCAAGAAGAAGCAGUACAUGUACAAUGUCAACCGGCGGAAGGUGCAGCAGAAGAGGAAAAAGAAGCUGGAGCCCAGGAUUCCCUGCGAGGCUAUCCGAGAGGCCUGGGACAGCAGAAAACACACCAAGGCUAAUCUUGAGAGCAUGGGACUCGCCUUCAAGGUGAACGCGGUACUGCCCGUACCACCCACGUCCUCCUCCGACCAGACCUCCACGGCCGGCCCGGCCCGUCGGCGGCCGGUCACCCGACCAGAGGUCGUCUCCAAACUCGAGGCAGAGGCUAACCGGCCGCGGGAGAGGAAAGUCCGUCUUCCCACCGCUCAGGUCCGCCUCGUGGAACAUUUUCUGGACAAAUUUGGUGACGAUUUUGUCCGAAUGGCGCGAUCGGAGAGGAAUCACUACCAGCUGACGCCGAAACAGAUCAGACGGCUCGUGACGAGGUUUUGGGAUAUACCCGAACACUAUACGCCGUAUAUGAAGAGGAAAGGCAUGUUGGAAAAGCCGACAGUGCCUGAGGGGGAUGAGGAUUGAUGUCAGGGAAGGGGAGGAAGGUUUGUGGAGGGGGGGGGGGACAGUGCUUUUUGGGUAGGGAGGUGAGGUGAGGCGCGUUAGAAAGGUCGUGGAAAUGGUGUCACUGACUUGUGGAAUGGAGGAUGCGUCUAGUUUGAUUGGAGGCACCGACCAUAUUCAUCAAAUAAUUACAUAACGUUUGAAAACGAUGCAUGUGGUCUUUAGUGAGCUUUCCUGCCGCCAAAUGCUGUUUGUGGACAAUUUGACAUCACCUCGGACAUAGACCUCUCUAUGCCUUGGAAAAUAAAUUCAUCAUUUGUUCUGUUUGGGAUCAAAUGUCUAUUAGAAGCUGGUAAAAUAUAACUGAAAGCUCACCUUCUAUCUGUGACGGUCAACGUAAAGUGCACGGGACUGCGGCGCUCGGCGCGUAAGACUGAUCGCUGAUCGGUCGGUGUAUCGGCAGUGUGCGUGCCGUUUACCGGGACGUGCUAGUGCGACCUGCCAGUUGUCACCAACUCUGUUGUACUUCCAUGGUGUUUACAUUGUCGUAGUAUGCUACGCGCGUCUCAAUAUACUUCAACAGAUAAUAAUA
This is a messenger RNA of Amphibalanus amphitrite, 1526 nucleotides long. RefSeq names its product nucleolar protein 16-like. NCBI's taxonomy places the organism in Eukaryota, Metazoa, Arthropoda, Thecostraca, Balanomorpha, Balanidae. Gene Ontology annotation, cellular component: nucleolus. Gene Ontology annotation, biological process: ribosomal large subunit biogenesis. Bases 404 to 955 code for a protein of 183 amino acids. The transcript has 3 exons. The record is from RefSeq and is a predicted model, not a curated record.